Molecule: messenger RNA, 1420 nt
Organism: Propithecus coquereli (Coquerel's sifaka)
Lineage: Eukaryota; Metazoa; Chordata; Mammalia; Primates; Indriidae
Gene: NDUFAF7
Product: NADH dehydrogenase (ubiquinone) complex I, assembly factor 7
Exons: 10
Coding region: 25-1350 (441 amino acids)
Biological process (GO): mitochondrial respiratory chain complex I assembly
Cellular component (GO): mitochondrion
Molecular function (GO): protein-arginine omega-N symmetric methyltransferase activity
Source: RefSeq, a predicted model, not a curated record
GCAUGGCCGCCAGCGAAAUUCAGCAUGAGCGCUCUGGUGAGGUCCCCCGUGGGGCCGCUGUGCGCCGCGGCGCGCGCAGUCAUUCCCUCUAUUCGGAGAGGGAAAUACUUCAGCUCCGGGAAUGAGCCGGCAGAAAACCCGGUGACACCGAUGUUGCGGCACCUUAUGUACAAAAUAAAGUCUACUGGCCCCAUCACUGUGGCGGAGUACAUGAAGGAGGUGUUGACCAACCCAGCCAAGGGAUAUUAUGUGUACCGCGACAUGCUGGGAGAAAAAGGAGAUUUCAUUACUUCACCUGAAAUAAGUCAGAUCUUUGGGGAGUUACUGGGGAUAUGGUUCAUUAGUGAAUGGAUGGCCACUGGGAAAAGCAUAGCUUUCCAGCUUGUGGAGCUGGGCCCAGGGAAGGGUACCCUCGUGGGAGAUAUUUUGAGGGUGUUCAGUCAGCUUGGAUCUGUACUGAAAAACUGUGACAUUUCAAUACAUCUGGUAGAGGUGAGCCAAAAAUUAAGUGAGAUUCAAGCAUUGACACUGACGGAAGAGAAGGUCCCAUUAGAGCGGAAUGCUGGAUCCCCAGUGUAUAUGAAAGGUGUCACUAAGUCUGGGAUUCCAAUUUCCUGGUACCGAGAUCUGCAAGAUGUUCCAAAAGGGUACAGCUUUUAUCUUGCACAUGAAUUUUUUGAUGUUCUUCCUGUGCAUAAGUUUCAGAAAACACCCCAAGGGUGGCGAGAAGUAUUCAUUGAUGUUGAUCCACAAGUUUCUGAUAAACUGAGGUUUGUUUUGGCGCCCUGUGCCACCCCAGCAGCAGCUUUCAUACAACAUGACGAAACAAGGGAUCAUGUUGAAGUGUCUCCUGACGCUGGUGUUAUCAUUCAGGAACUUUCUCAACGCAUUGCACUAACUGGAGGUGCUGCACUGAUUGCUGAUUACGGUCAUGAUGGAACAAAGACAGAUACCCUCAGAGGGUUUUGUGGCCACAAGCUUCAUGAUGUCUUAAUUGCCCCAGGAACAGCAGAUUUAACAGCUGACGUGGACUUCAGUUAUUUGCGAAGAAUGGCACAGGGAAAAGUAGCCUCUCUGGGCCCAAUAAAACAGCAAACAUUUUUAAAAAAUAUGGGUAUUGAUGUCCGGCUAAAGGUUCUUUUAGAUAAAUCAGAUGAGCCAUCAAUGAGGCAGCAGUUACUUCAUGGAUAUGAUAUGUUAAUGAAUCCUGAGAAGAUGGGAGAAAGAUUUAACUUUUUUGCCUUGCUACCUCAUCAGAGACUUCAUGGUGGAAGGCAUCAAAUGAAUGCAUGUCAGUCAAAACCCUCCGCAUUCCCUGUGGCUGGGUUUAGUGAACUUGCCUGGCAGUGAUAUUUCAGCUUGGACUUUUUACCUCUCAGUCUGCCUAAGAAAUCAAAAUAAAGGGAACACAUUUCAUAUA